AUGCUCGUCCUGCUGAACAAUACAAACGACUCCACAACAUUGUCAAGACGUCCUGCAUCUACGAUAAUGGCUCCCAACCCCUUGUGCCUCGUGUGGCGCGAGCAGAUCAUAGAUAAUCUUCGCCUGAUAUCAGGCCGCAGUGCUCUGAUCGAUAUUUAUACCUCUCGCCAGCCUAAUAAGUCAUACACCAUCUACGCCGUCAAGGUUCACCGGGGUAAACGCCAGGAAGUUCUCUCGGCAACAGGUCGCGAUCUCGAGGAUGCCUUUGAGAACCUCCACACGAAAUCCUCUCAGGAGGUUUAUGAGUUCAUCGAAGCCAACGGCUUUGCCUUCCCCCCGAGCGUGAGGUCAGAAGACUCUGGAAGCUCCGGCAGUGAGGCCUCCACCAUGGACGCCUCCGAUGUGAUCUCCCUCUCCGCCGUCUCCUCGGACAGUGACGACGACGACAUCAUAUCCAGGAGGGGCAAAAAGACAAAGUGCUCUCGCCGUAACCCCAAGCGCAAGUCUCGCAAGCCCACCAAGAACGAGUCCGCGUCCUCUUCUGAAGAAGAUGACAUUGACUCGCAACCAGAACAUACCACGAGGACGCGCCGCCCUGCCCCUGGGCCACGCCCGUCGUACAUCCCCGCGCCCCCAAUGGCCACCGUAUCUCAACCUCCCCCUCCGCCUCCAGGCUGGACAGGCCACCGUGCACGAAUGUUCCCUCGCGCACCUGCCAGCGGACCACCGCCGCCCCCACUCCCCAGCUGCCCACCAGGCAUGCGUCCCUCACCACCACAACCACCACAAGGUAUGGCUCCCAUGGCAGUGACCACUGCCGUCGUCCCAGCCAUUCCCACGGUGCCCUCUAAGCCCGUCCGCCUCAUCAUCAGCUGGAGGGGCCACGGCGAGAAAAAGAUUAUCGAGAACUGCCAACCGAGCCACCGAGCCCUGCAGAGAACGGCGCUCUCGCACGUACGGUCUCAGUGGCAGACGUUUGACAACGUGUUAGCCCACGAGGUGACGCCAGGCAGCCUUUGGGGGCUGGGUGCCAAGGUUCGAAAGGUGGCACUGGGCAAGGACAUGUACGCCAUCUCGGGCGCCGGCGGGGACCACUUGGGUAUGUACUUCAAGGCGGAAGAUAUACCCAAGUUUGAGGUUGAGGUUUAUCCCGACGGAAUCACUAUGCCGCCUCCGCCGCCGCCUCAGCAUCAGCAAGGUCAGCGGGUGAGCUCUUGA
Molecule: messenger RNA, 1218 nt
Organism: Colletotrichum orchidophilum
Lineage: Eukaryota; Fungi; Ascomycota; Sordariomycetes; Glomerellales; Glomerellaceae
Exons: 2
Coding region: 1-1218 (405 amino acids)
Source: RefSeq, a predicted model, not a curated record